This is a messenger RNA of Parnassius mnemosyne (clouded apollo), 1173 nucleotides long. Lineage: Eukaryota; Metazoa; Arthropoda; Insecta; Lepidoptera; Papilionidae. The record is from the annotation of a GenBank genome assembly.
AUGUUGGUUGCAUUAUGUGCUAUGACGUUCAAUGCUAGUGCCGAACUAACGAAUGCUUGGCUCUUCGGACCCUUAGUCUGUGAUAUAUUUAAUUCACUUGAUGUGUAUUUCUCGAGCGCUUCUAUAUUACAUCUUUGUUGUAUAUCAGUAGACAGAUACUAUGCUAUCGUACGACCUUUGGAAUAUCCUGUUACUAUGACACACAGAACUGUUUGUUUUAUGUUAGCUAACGUAUGGCUAUGUCCAGCUUUUAUUAGUUUUGUUCCAAUAUUUAUGGGAUGGUAUACCACUGAACAACAUCGGCAAUAUCGGAAGCAACAUCCCGAUGUAUGUGUGUUCAAGGUCAAUAUGGUGUACGCGAUCAUCUCUUCUAGUAUUUCUUUCUGGAUACCUAGUGUGGUUAUGAUUUGUAUGUACUGCAGAAUUUUCAAAGAAGCUAUCAGACAAAGGGAAGCGUUAACGAGAACUUCUUCAAACAUUCUUUUGAAUUCGGUCCACUUAAGGCAUACAGCUCACUCUGCUCAUCAUUCUCACUACCUUCAUCCAGACAGAAGACCAUCGGAUAUCAGUCCUAAUUACAGCACUUUCACAGAAGUUGGCCCUGAGGAAACAGAAUUUGGUGGAGAAGUAGUAAUGGCAUUAGGAGAUAUAUGUCCAAGUAAAGAAGCAAGUCCCAGAAAAUCUGUUAACGUCAGUUGCGAUACGGCGAGUUCCGGAUAUUGCUCUGGAGGAUCCAACAAAAGAUCUUCAAGUGGGCAACCACCUAUAGGGUGGAGGCCAAGUUGUUCGUCUGCAGCAGCUACGAAAGAUUUAGCUAAAGCAGCUACUGAACUUAAUUCCCAAGGAGCUACUCUGAGAGCCGCAGGAAAGUCCUGGCGAGCCGAACAUAAAGCUGCACGCACGCUUGGAAUAAUCGUUGGUGCUUUUUUACUGUGUUGGUUGCCAUUCUUUUUAUGGUACGUAACGACAAACGUAUGCGGCGAGCCUUGUGAAACACCAGACGUAGUCGUCGGAGUGCUGUUCUGGAUAGGAUAUUUCAAUUCAGCGCUCAAUCCGCUUAUUUACGCAUAUUUUAAUCGCGACUUUCGAGACGCGUUUAAAAAUACGUUGAUGUGCGCUUUGCCUUGCUGCUUUAGCUGUUGGAAAGACACUGGUGGGACACACUUUGUGUAG